Messenger RNA from Hyaena hyaena (striped hyena), 2773 nucleotides. RefSeq names its product intermediate filament family orphan 1 (gene IFFO1). NCBI's taxonomy places the organism in Eukaryota, Metazoa, Chordata, Mammalia, Carnivora, Hyaenidae. The transcript has 10 exons. Bases 9 to 1727 code for a protein of 572 amino acids. The record is from RefSeq and is a predicted model, not a curated record.
ACGCAGCCAUGAAUCCGUUAUUCGGUCCCAACCUCUUCCUCCUACAGCAGGAGCAGCAGGGCCUGGCCGGGCCACUGGGGGAACCCCUGGGAGGCGACCACUUCGCCGCGGGAGGGGACGUGUCCCCGGCGCCGCUCGCCCCGGCCGGCCCGGCCGCCUACUCGCCGCCCGGGCCGGGCCCGGCGCCCCCCGCCGCCAUGGCGCUCCGCAACGACCUGGGCUCCAACAUCAACGUGCUCAAGACCCUGAACCUCCGCUUCCGCUGCUUUCUGGCCAAGGUGCACGAGCUGGAGCGCCGCAACCGGCUGCUGGAGAAGCAGCUGCAGCAGGCGCUGGAGGAGGGUAAGCAGGGCCGGCGGGGCCUGGGCCGCCGCGACCAGGCCGUGCAGACCGGCUUCGUCAGCCCCGUCCGGCCCCUGGGGCUGCCCCUCGGCCACCGACCGGCCGCCGUCUGCACCCCGUCGGCGCGGGUGCUGGGCUCGCCCGCGCGCUCGCCAGCCGGGCCACUCGCGCCCUCCGCCGCCGGCCACUCGGCGCCCUCCACCUCCACCUCCACCUCCUACUGCUCGUCAACCCGCUUCAUGCCCGGCACCAUCUGGUCCUUCUCUCACGCCCGCCGCCUCGGGCCGGGACUGGAGCCCACUCUAGUGCAAGGGCCUGGCCUGUCGUGGGUGCACCCUGACGGGGUGGGCGUCCAGAUCGACACCAUCACCCCCGAGAUCCGCGCGCUCUACAACGUCCUGGCUAAAGUGAAGCGCGAGCGGGACGAGUACAAGCGGAGGUGGGAAGAGGAGUACACCGUGCGGAUACAGCUGCAGGAGCGAGUGAACGAGCUGCAGGAGGAAGCCCAAGAGGCUGACGCCUGCCAGGAGGAGCUGGCCAUGAAGGUGGAGCAGCUGAAAGCUGAGCUCGUGGUCUUCAAGGGGCUCAUGAGCAAUAACCUGUCUGAGCUGGACACAAAGAUCCAAGAAAAGGCCAUGAAGGUAGAUAUGGACAUCUGUCGCCGCAUCGAUAUCACGGCCAAACUGUGCGACGUGGCUCAACAGCGCAACUGUGAGGACAUGAUCAAGAUGUUCCAGAAGAAGCUGUCUCUGCACUUGUCUCCCAUUAAGGUCCCAUCCAUGGGGGGGCGGAAGCGGGAGCGCAAGGCGGCCAUCGAGGAGGACACCUCCCUGUCGGAGAGUGACGGGCCCCGCCAGCCCGAUGGGGAUGAGGAGGAGAGCACAGCCCUCAGCAUCAACGAGGAGAUGCAGCGCAUGCUCAACCAGCUGAGGGAGUAUGAUUUUGAGGACGACUGUGACAGCCUGACUUGGGAGGAGACUGAGGAGACUCUGCUGCUGUGGGAGGAUUUCUCAGGCUAUGCCAUGGCAGCCGCAGAGGCGCAGGGAGAGCAGCAGGAAGACAGCUUGGAGAAGGUGAUUAAAGAUACUGAGUCCCUAUUCAAAACCCGGGAGAAAGAAUAUCAGGAAACCAUUGACCAAAUAGAGCUGGAGCUGGCUACGGCCAAGAACGACAUGAACCGGCACUUGCACGAGUACAUGGAGAUGUGCAGCAUGAAGCGGGGCCUGGAUGUGCAGAUGGAGACCUGCCGCCGGCUCAUCACCCAGUCUGGGGACCGAAAGUCUCCUGCUUUCACUGCGGUCCCGCUUAGCGACCCGCCGCCGCCGCCACCAAGCGAGACUGAGGACUCCGAUCGCGAUGUCUCAUCUGAUAGCUCCAUGAGAUAGGGACGCACCUCCAGCCUGGCGCCCCGGGGCCCCACCCAGCCUGCUGGGAACUCGCAGAGGCAGAGGGGUGGGGGGUUCACAGAAGGGGAACUUCAUCCGUCCCACCCGCCGCACCAAGCCUCGCCCCUGGGGACUUGGGCACUUCCCCCUCUGAUUUCCUGCCUUAGUCCUUGGCCUCCAGGGCUCUGAGGUGUCUGGAGUGAGGCUCAGCCCGCCCUGCCCAGACUGCCCUGCCCCCACAGCUGGGGCUCCCUCGCCUUCACGUGUGGGUGUCUGCUACCUUCUCAUCUUCAGAAUGCUGCCAGAGCCAUGGUGGCCCCUUACUUGUCCAUUGAGUAAGGAAUGUGGUCGUCAGAUCUCCUUUCCAUCUCUGUGGCCUCGAGCCAGCUUACUGUCUUUGAUUCUGUACUGGUGCUAACUGGCCCAGGCACUGGUAUGAAGUGGGUUAGGCUGGUCGUUCCAGGGCUUGUGCCACAGGUGCAGUGGGAGGGGGCUUCCUCUGAGGGGCAGCUGAGGGGAGGCAGGACUGGGUGCUCCUCCCCCCCCCCCCGUUGUCAUCCACCCGUGGAUGGCGGUGAUGGGGCUGUGACCCUUCCCUCGUGGAAGUGCCCUGCAUUGUAGGGGCCUUAGUGCCUCCGGUCUCGGUGGCUUCUGGAUCUGCCUGGGUGCCAUGCUGGGGAGGGAGACGGAAGCUCUUGUUUGUUUCCCAACGCUGAGGGCAGAGAAAAAGGUGAAGCUACCUGUGUGUGUGUGUGUGUGUGUGUGUGUGUGUGUGUGCCCGCGAGUGCGUGUGGUGUGUGUGUGCACGUGUAUGUGUGCUCAGGGUCUCAGUUUCUUCAAGCAUCAGCUGAAGAUGUGCCUCCUCCGUGUCUGUGGUACGUUCACUGAGAGCAGCAGGCUGAGAAGAUGUCCCGGACGAAAAGCUUGGGAGAAGGUGGGGGGCCGUGAGUGCAAGCCCCUCAGCAGACCCGCCUGCGGGGAGCUGUGCUGAGCGGACACUUGAAUGGAGUCUUUAAUAAUAAUGAAAGUGGCGAGUAUUUAUUGAA